Trichomonas vaginalis G3 is the source of this 330-nucleotide messenger RNA. Its product is annotated as termination of RNA polymerase III transcription. Bases 1 to 330 code for a protein of 109 amino acids. Gene Ontology annotation, biological process: DNA-templated transcription; termination of RNA polymerase III transcription. Gene Ontology annotation, cellular component: RNA polymerase III complex. NCBI's taxonomy places the organism in Eukaryota, Parabasalia, Trichomonadida, Trichomonadidae. Gene Ontology annotation, molecular function: zinc ion binding; DNA-directed RNA polymerase activity; nucleic acid binding. The transcript has a single exon. The record is from RefSeq and is a predicted model, not a curated record.
AUGUCUACUCAUUCAUUUUGCCCAGCCUGUGGAAAUUUGUUAUUAGUAGAUACAUCAGGAGAUAGGACUCAACUUAAAUGUCGUGCCUGCAAUUUUGUUAUGGGUUUUGUAGGUAGAACAGUUCAAUCUGCACCAUUAAAUCCGUUAGAUGUUAAAGCUCUUAUUACAAAUGAUGAUGCAAUGAGCUUCCAAAAUAAGACACAAGCUAGAUGUGAUAAAUGUGGUCAUAAUGAAGCAUUCUUCACUGAAAUCCAAAUCAGAUCUGCAGAUGAACCUGCGACAUUGUUCUUCAAGUGCUGCAAAUGCGGUAAUACAUGGCGUGAAGGAUGA